CAUUUAAUCUUUGGAAAAUAGAUGUUGACAUUUGUGAGAGUAGGAGUAGAGGUAGUGCUGUCACGUUAGGGUUUUAGAAUAAAUGGAGGAGUGGUACGCAUUGAUUCGUCUGAAUCGCAUAAAAAGGAAGCAAGUAUUUUCUGAGGAGGGAUGAUGGAAACUAUAUGUGGUGAUGAAUUGCUGCCAGGCUCUGUGCAAGCAGAGCCUAGUGAGUCUAAUGGUGCUGAUGUACAGACUCCUCCAGAAUCUCAGAAGUCAAUGGCAUUCACAAUACACUUUGCAGACAGCAAGGGUAAUGCAUCUGCAAGGAAUCUACGAGAAAACUUAGGAAGAUUUCCUUUCCGACAUACGAGAAACUGGUCACUGUCUGCAGUUGGUGAAGACAAGAAAAAUGUCAAUGAAAGUGCUUUGCAAGCAAUAGGACUGUCACCUUUACCAUCAAGAAAACUGGUUUUGCCAAGAAGAGCUGGCUAUCACUCAGAAGGAUACUUUUCAAGUGAUCAGGAAGAGGAUAUGAGAAGUAAAAGUGACAUAUUUGUCCAGAAGCUAAAGACUGCAGAGAGAGGUAUUAGAACAACAAAUCUUGCUCAAGAGAAAAAAAUUUUAGCUGAACAUAGCUCCCAGAUUAAAGCAAAAUUAAUGUCUGCGUGUGAGCAGCAACAAAUACAAAAGUUUUUUGAAAGAGAUCGACUGCUAAGCGACGAAGUGAAGGAAAAGCGACACAACACAUCUUUAAAUAAUGUUGCUAGUCCUUUUGAAGAUAUUGAUGCUAACUGUAAAGAAGAAUGGCUAGUUGCCAGCACGAAUGAUGAUAAUGACAUUGAAAUAAGAGUUCAGACACAAAAUCCUGAUGAAAUGAUUGAUGAUAUUGAGGAAGUGAUAAAUGACUCUUCGAAUGACACUGUCAGUGAAGCAGGAACCUAUACAAUUGAGAGAGAUGUGCCUUGUCCAGAAGAAGAUGAGGCUCGUAAGGAGUUGGAAAAUGUUAUUGGGUUCAUGAAAUCUGCUCAGGAGAAGGAUAUUGAUCAGACUGAAGAGCAGAAAGGAAAUGGAUUCAAGAUGAGUCUGUAUCGUGAUAAUCCAAACUGGAUUAAUGAGUGGGCAAACCAGGUGGCCAAACAUAAUCAUGAGUCUGAAUAUGAAAAAUCAGAUCCAAUGAGUCUGCCGCCUCUACCUCUGGGAAAACCAGUUCUCAGCAGCAAAGGGUUGCCACCAUCUGGUCGGAAGCUUACUCCGUCUCCACAGCAUACAAAGAAUCAUCUCUUCCAAUCACCAGUGGCAAUUUCAGCUUUUCCGGACUUCGGGCAGAAACAGGAUGUAGUUGGAAGUGAACGACACAGUGACAGCAGCUUGGAGACAGAAUCAUUCUUGAGAGCAACAGAAUCUGUUGUUACUGCUAUGCAGGCACGAAUGACUCUCUCUGUAGACUCGGGUGGGGAGUCAGAUGUAGACACUAGUCACAGUUACAGCAGAGCCAUUGUCGGAAAUCGUGGACCUGUUACACCAUUUCGCAGAGCGAGCAAUGCGUCAGACACUAGUGUCAGACAAGGAGAGGGUCGGCAGUCGGACAGUAGUAGUGAGACGGGUGAAGGAAGGAUGAGGUCAGGCACCAUUCCAGCACCUGGAUCGACACCCCAGAUGCGAUACAACAGGGCCUUCAGUUUAAGAAGAGCACGACUGGACAAUGAACCUGAACCUGCUGAAAGUAAAAAAAACAAGUCCUUAUCUAAAGCUGAAUCGCCAACGCCAAGCAACAGCAGGUCGAAGAAACUGACUGAACCUCCUAAGCUUGCUCAGGGCAGGCUAAAAUCCAAAAGUACUAAGCCGGAGACACCAGCGCUCUCGCGGACUGAGAGCGCAAGAGCCAGCAUGCGUGCACAGAGACAAACUCCUCAGCCCAGUUCGAGACAGGGCUUACCAAAAAAGGAAUUAAAGAAGAGUGCUGGUGGGCGAAGUAAUUCAACAUUGUCAUCAAGGGAAGUGGAGUUUCAAAACUGGAAACGACGUAAAAGCUAUGAUCCAAUGAAAGCUGCUGCAGAAGGAAAGAAGAAAGAAGCAGCUAAAAAAGCAUUACCUUUAAGCACCAGCAUGACACAAUCCUGUAUCCCUGAUACUGAGACUUCACCUAGCCGACAGAACCCUGUUUUAAGAUCAGCAUCUUUCCAUGGUACUGGAGAAAUGACACCAAGCUAUGCUUCUUCUGAAGAAGAAGUCACACUGUCCGCAGAUGAAGAUUCUCCUGUAUCUGCUCAUCCCCACGUCAUAAGUGUUGCUUCACCUGUGCAGGCUUCAGCAGAUGGCGCAUUUGGUGGAAGUAGAGUGUCACUUCACAGUGCAGCAUCAAAUUCAUCUCUCCGUAGUCGUUCAAAGAUAGAGGCUCUUGACAACUUAAUAGUGGCUGCAAUGUUCAGUGUUUCACAAAGAGUAAGAGGAAGCUCGUGCAAAGUACUAAAAAAGCUCAGGUAUUUGUAUGAAGAAGACAGUGAACGAUCUGAAAAACUUGGUGAUGUGAUUGAUUUAUUAGAGAGCACAGGUGGCUUAUCUUCUCCACAGAAUCGAAGUCCUUCCAAAGACCUCUCUGCAACCCUUAAAACUUUGAAGUGUGUAGAAACUGUUUUUAAAGUGUUGGAUGAGGUGCUGUUUGAUGAAGAGGACUUUGGUCUGGAUGAUGGAAGUUACCAGUGUGAAUGAAGGCAGAUGAUAAAAGAAGACAGGGACACUAUUUAUGAAAUUGCUUUUUUCAAUGUAUUACAUUGCAAAUGGAAUAAUGUGCAAUAAUGUAUUAUAAUUUCAACUAUUUCGUUAGCUGAAGAUGUUUUCAAUCCAUCCAAAAUCGUGUCCAAUUUUGCUCAAUGUCAUGCAAUUAUUUGUGCAAUGUAUAAUACUUGGUUGAACCAUUUCGCUGCAUAGUUUUUUUUAUUCCACUGGACUGUUUUGAAACCGCGUGCAUGUUAUAAUGUGAAAAGUAGGAUAUUCCCCACCCUACACCCUCUAUGUUCAGUCAAGCUGAACGAUUGUCUGUGAUUUUGCUUCCAUUAAUGUUGAUACUUGUCUGAAAAUUUAGCUGUUUUGUGAAUUCAGUGUUUGUGUAGAAUGGUCUCUAGGUAAGUUGUACUAUUGAGUAAAGCCGUCUUUACUCUUAUUAUGUACAUUGUGUAUUGAAUUAGGCUAUUUAAAGACUGUAUGGAAAUGAUUGCCAUUAGGUUUUUGUUGUUUUCAGAUGUGCUAACAAAUGAAUAUUCAUAUUUUCUAUAACAAAAGACAUAUGUUUGUGAACAUACCUGGGAACAACAAGAAACAAUUUUUUUUAGUGCAAUCGUAGAAAUAUAUCCAUAAGUCUUAAGUACUGACAAGUUUUGGAUUGUAAGCUCUGACAGGUCAUGGGCUCUACCCAACUGCACCAGUUUGUGCUUGUAAUUGCUUACAUCACAUUUUGCUUUUAUGUGUUAUUAACUUUGAUCACUGAUAGAAAUAUGUAUCAUGCAAACCUGCACAGCUGACUGCAAAGUACAAACUGGAGCAGGUAUUCUUUAGCAGUAUUAUUUAUAUGUACAAGCAUAGAUGUAUGCUCCAUACACCAUAUCAUUCUGUUAAUGACUGUAAAAAGUAAAAAUUGCUUUGUAUGUAAAUUUUCACUACUUGAAAUGUAGUGAGCAUUGCUUACAUUAUACACUUCAGUGUGUAACAGUAUUUUUGAAUUGUGCGCAAUAGACAUGAUAUAGUCAGUGUUUUCCUUUUUUCACAACUGUGACACUUCAACAAAUGUUUUUAUAAAAAUAUGAAACUUUAUCACAGUCUACUAUACAAUCUGAAAAAUUGUAACAUUAAGUUAAAAAUAUUAUCAAGUAUUUUCUGAUACUUGCCUACGGAAAACUUUUAGAUUAAUCCUCUGUUUACAUCGAACUUCACAGGCUUCCAUUUAUUAUACUAAAUUGGAGAAUCCUUUAAACAUUAUUUAAAAUUUAAUUUUAUAAACAAUUUAAAGCUUUUGUAUGCAAAUAUAUUUACAUGUGAAACUAUAGUCUUGUGUCAUAAAUGAAAUUCAUAAUUCUAUAAAUGUGAUUUUGGUUAUGAAUAGU
This is a messenger RNA of Schistocerca americana (American grasshopper), 4079 nucleotides long. RefSeq lists its product as uncharacterized. Lineage: Eukaryota; Metazoa; Arthropoda; Insecta; Orthoptera; Acrididae. The record is from RefSeq and is a predicted model, not a curated record. The transcript has 14 exons. Bases 151 to 2691 code for a protein of 846 amino acids.